Messenger RNA from Cuscuta europaea, 3083 nucleotides. NCBI's taxonomy places the organism in Eukaryota, Viridiplantae, Streptophyta, Magnoliopsida, Solanales, Convolvulaceae. The record is from the annotation of a GenBank genome assembly.
UUAAAUUUAAGGGAAUUUUAGUGAAUUUUAGUGAAAUUUAAGGGAAUUAGUUAAUUUUAAGGGAAUUAGUUAAUUUUAAGGGAAUUAGUUAAUUUUAAGGGAAUUUUAGGGAAUUAGUUAAUUUUAAGGGAAUUUUAGUGAAAUUUAGUGAAAUUUAAGGGAAUUAGUUAAUUUUAGGGAAUUAGUUAAUUUUAAGGGAAUUUUAGUGAAUUUUGGUGAAAUUUAAGGGAAUUAGUUAAUUUUAAGGGAAUUAGUUAAUUUUAAGGGAAUUUUAUGGAAUUAGUUAAUUUUAAGGGAAUUUUAGUGAAAUUUAGUGAAAUUUAAGGGAAUUAGUUAAUUUUAAGGGAAUAUUAGUGAAUUAUAGUGAAAUUUAAGAGAAUUAGUUGAUUUUAAGGGAAUUAGUUAAUUUUAAGGGAAUUUUAGGGAAUUAGUUAAUUUUAAGGGAAUUUUAGUGAAAUUUAAGGGAAUUAGUUAAUUUUAGGGAAUUAGUUAAUUUUAAUUGAAUUUAAGUGACAUUUAAUAUAUAAAUGUUCGUACACAUAAAAAAUUAACGUAAUAAUUUAGUGUAUUUAGUGUUGAAAUCAUAAUAUUGGUUAUUAGUUAAUAAUUUAAAUGAUUGCAUUGAAAUUUAAUAUAUUAAUAAUACUCCACAUAUGUUGGUAAUGUUUAUAAUUUAGAGUUUUUAACCUGUAUAAUUUUUUUAUUAUAAUAUUCAGGCAUAAUGUAUAGACAAAAUAGAAUUUAGGUAUUGUACGGAAUGCAAUCAAAUUUUCUUGAAGGAGUUGAGGAGUUUAUUAAAUUCGCACUUGAACACCCGGCUUAUAUGAGUGGUGUUAAAAUCAGAUUUCCAUGUUCAAAGUGUAAAAAUCUCAAAUUUAAACACCCAGACGAAGUUGGGUAGGAUUUGUACGCGAACGGUUUCGUUCCCAAUUAUUAUAAUUGGACUUCUCAUGGCGAACCUUUGGAUCCAUCUGUUUUACCACAAACGGUAGGUUCGUCUUGUAACGUCCCUGCAGAGAUGAGUGCGUGGGGAGACCCUGCUGAAAUGAGAUGGGGGCAACGUAUGGUAUAUGACGCAUACGGUGCAUCGGUGUCUCAGUUCAACCCCCACAACCAUCUAACGAUCCUCCUGAAGCCUCGACCUCGUAUCAACCACAUGAGGAUGAAAAUCCGAUAUUUUAUAAACCUUAUGUGGAUGAAGGUUUAGCUCAAAGAUUUCAAUAUGUUUUAAAAACAGCCGAUCAACCCUUGUAUGCUGAUUGUGAGGGAUACUCUCAGCUAUCCGCCGUUACAGAAUUUAUGAACAUAAAAGCUGAAUACAGUCUCCCAGAAACUUGCAUGAGUAGAGUCUUGCAGUCAGUAGGCGGGAUGCUACCACGUGAUCAUAACCUUCCCGAUUCAUAUUAUCGCAUGAAACAAUUAAUGUUUAAGUUGGGGCUACCUUAUAUAGAAAUUGAUUCGUGCCCGGAAGAAUGUAUGUUGUUCUGGAAGGAUGAUAAGGCACUUGAAUUCUGCAAGUUCUGUGGUGGAAACAGAUACAAACAUGUUCCUCAAAGUAGAAAGAAACCACGAAAUAGGUCGACAUUAUCUAAACUGUAUUACCUUCCAAUAGCUCCACGACUUCAGAGGAUGUACGCUUCGACUGCUACUGCGAAACACAUGACAUGGCAUGUUGAGCACGAAACAAAAGACGGUGUGAUGUCUCACCCUUCGGACUGUGAAGCUUGGAGACAUUUUGACCGUUGUCAUCCUCAGUUUGCAAUGGAGCCACGAAAUGUGCGACUGGGAUUGUGUUCAGACGGAUUUGCUCCAUUUGGAAGGUUUGGGAAGAACUAUUCAUGUUGGCCGGUCAUGUUAACUCCUUACAAUCUUCCUCCCGACAUGUGCAUGAAAAGUCACUUUAUCUUUUUGACUCUAAUCUGUCCGGGUCCCAAUGAUCCAGGAAAAAAAGAUAGACAUUUAUCUCCAAGCCCUUAUCGAGGAGAUGAAAGAACUUUGGGCCAUUGGGACACCAACAUAUGAUGUUUCAAGGGAUCAAAAUUUUAUAAUUAAAGAUGCCAUCAUUUGGACCAUUAACGACUUCCCUGCCUAUGGCAUGCUUUCGGGGUGGAGCACACAUGGUCUUAUGGGAUGUCCGACAUGCAUGGAGAAAUCAGGUGCCAAUUGGCUAACUUUCAGUAAAAAAACCAAGCUACUUUGAUUGUCACCGCAAGUUUCUCCCGGAAAACCGGACAAAAAGUCUUUCAUUAGAGGUAGAGUGGUACGAGACACCCCGCCCCCGAGAUUGACCGGGGAAGCAAUUUUUAACCGGGUUCGACGAAUUCCUACGGUUAUGCAAGAACCAAAUAAGAAUCCAUAUGGGUUUUGUGAUACUCAUAAGUGGACAAAGAGGAGUAUCUUUUGGGAGUUACCAUAUUGGAAAGACAUUCUCAUUCGUCACAAUAUAGAUGUCAUGCAUACUGAGAAGAACGUGUUUGACAAUAUAUUAAACACAUUGAUGGAUUUCAAAGGCAAAACUAAAGACGGUCUUACAUCUCGAAAAGAUAUGACUAUUUGGUGUGAUAGGCCCGAACUGUCUGUUGAUCUAGAAUAUCAGGGUAACAAUAUUCCAAAAGCAGUCUGGAUAUCAGCGUCUUCCUCGGCCGUACAUGUUGCACGUUGAGCAGACUCCUCAGGUUCCGCAGAUGGGUCAUAUGGGUUAUCAUUCUAACUCCGGAUAUGGUACCAUUCCUGCAAUAGGGUCGACAUUCGGAUCUCUGUCGUCUGAUUUUCUCAAUCAAUUUCAGUCAUCCGGUGGAGGCAGCCGAGGAAGCAGCCGAGGAAGCAACCGAGAAGGCAACCGAGGAGGCAGCCGAGGAGGUUCCCGACCCUUAGACACCGUGGAUGCUGAAGAGGAUCAUCAUCAUGAUUAUGAUGAUAAUAAUGUUGCAUAUGAUUAUGAUGAUCCUAAUUUUUAUCAUAAUGUAGUCCGACGUGCGGGCAUGUAAUAAUACAUUUUUUAAGUUUAACAUUUCAUAUUAGUUUUUUAAUUCAGUCUGUAAUAACAUUUUUUAUGUUUAACAUUGUAUGAAUUUUGUUUUUCA